AUGGCGUCUUGCUGCCGGCUUCCAAGAGCCGUGCUGCAGAGAAAGCUCCUGGGUCUCGGGCGCCGCGGCAGCGCUGCCGCCAAAGAUGGCGCCCAGGACUGCAUGCGAGACUGGCAUGCAUCUGUUCGAAUCUAUCAGCUGGCACAGGCCUUGCGACAUCGUGGGCACCUCGCUGCGCAGCUGGACCCUCUGCGAGGUAAGCAGAGUCGCAAGCUCUCCCCCAAAGAGCCCGUGCACUGGCGCAUUGGCGGGCGUCACGGUUCGAAGGUCGCGAGUAUCGAUGUGAACCGGUUGCUGGCCAACUAUCCGGACAGCAUCGAUCUCAGCGUCUUUGCCCUUGACGGUUUCGCAGAGUCUGACCGUCUUCCAGAAGGCGUCGCGAUCCCCACUUCCUGGCCCUCCAAUGUCGAUGGCUGGACGCUGAGGACCUUUGUAGACCGCCUCUGUCGAGCAUACGUCGGCUCCCUGAGCAUCGAGCAUCAGCACAUCGACAACCCGGUGGAAAGGCAUUGGCUCGAAGAUCGGGUCGAAGCCUGGGCGGGCUGCCCUCCCGAAGCGCCAAAGCGGCGAAAGGCCCUGCACCGGCUGCUUCGAGCGGAAACCUUCGAGCGCUUCCUUGGUGAGCGCUUUGCCAAGGCUAAGCGCUUCGGGCUCACUGGCUGCGAAGCCCUCUUGCCGGCGCUGUGGGCCAUGGCUGAGAAGGCCAGUGAGCUGGGCGUGGAGCAGCUGCAGUUGGGCAUGGCGCACCGUGGCAGACUCAAUGUUCUGGUGAACUUCAUGGGGAAGCGAGUCUGGGAGGUUUGCAGCGAGUUUGGCGAGCAGAAUGACUUUCUCGGAGACCUGAAGUAUCACCUGGGAACUCGUGGCACCUGUCAAAUUGGCAGCGCUUCGGUUCAGCUGACCCUUGCUCCAAAUCCUUCCCAUCUCGAGGCUGUUGACCCUGUGGUACUCGGAAUGACCCGUGCGAAGCAGGACUACAUGGGCAACCAAGACAUGCGAAAGGUCGCAGCCGUCCUCAUCCACGGCGAUGCUUCCUUUUGUGGUCAGGGGAUCCUGGCAGAAUGUCUUCAGCUGGCCGAUCUGCCAGCCUACACGACGGGUGGCACCGUCCAUUUCGUGAUUAACAACAUGGUUGGUUUCACGACCGACCCGCGCGCCGCCAGAUCGUCGUACCAUUGUACGAACGUGGCCAAAGUGAAUGACGCGCCCAUCAUCCACGUCAAUGCCGACGAUGUCGAUGCCGUGAUUUUUGCCUCGACGCUUGCAGCCGAUUUCCGACAGCGCUUCCGGAAGGACGUCGUUGUCGAUUUGGUUUGCUACCGAAGGGAGGGCCACAGCGAGGCCGAGGAUGCCUCGCUGACGCAGCCUCUGACGCACAAGCUCAUGCAGAGCCAUGACCCGGUGGCCGAGCAGUACACGCAAACCUUGAUUGACGCUGGACUGCUGUCUCAAGAGGAGGCGGACGAAGAAGUGAAUCAAAUCUACGAGGAGUUUGAUGCCGAGCAUCGGUAUUCCCAACUACAAGGACCCUGCCCCCAGACGUGGCGGGUGAAGGAGCCAAGCACACGGCCGGUGAACAUCACUGGCCUCCCUGUGUCUUGGCUGACGGCCAUCGGGGAGGCUGCCUACCGCAUCCCAGAAGGCGUCAGCGCACAUGCCACCGUGCGCAAACUCUUCCAAUCACGCCGAGCGCAGCUGCAUUCAGGCCGCAUCGACUGGCCGACCGCCGAACUCCUGGCUUUUGGCUCCUUGCUGCUGCGCUUCGACCCAGACCGGGAGGCAAUUCGCACGGGCUUGCUCCACCAUGACGACCACCAGUACGUCGUCCAUCCCCCAUGCCAUGUCAGGCUGUCAGGUCAAGACGUGGAACGUGGGACCUUCAAUCAACGGCAUUGCAUCAUUCACGACCAGGGCACGGCGAUCCCUCACAGCAUCCUCAGCAACCUGGGGCUGGGCGAGCAAUCCGAGGCCAUCGUGUGCAACUCCUCGCUUUCCGAGUUGGCCAUCCUCGGCUUCGAGUACGGCUACUCCCUAGAGGAGGGGGCCGGUCUUGCGCUCACGAUGUGGGAGGCGCAAUUUGGCGACUUCGCCAACUGCGCGCAGCCCAUCAUCGAUAACUUCGUGGCUAGUGGCGAGCAGAAGUGGGGCAAUUGCAGCAACCUGGUGAUGCUGCUGCCGCAUGGGCUGGAGGGCCAGGGCCCCGAGCAUUCCUCUGCACGCCCCGAGCGUUUUCUCCAGCUCCUGGACGAGGACCCCAAUGUCCUGUGGCCGGCGGAGAACGAGGAGUUGACGGAGAAGACAAAGCGCCAGGCGCGUGAGGCCGUUGCGAACGUCCUCGAAGCCACGGCCGCGGGCGAUGCCCUCGCUGUCGAGCGCAGUGUGGGCCGCCUAGCCGUCCUGCAGGAGAGCUUCGACUACUGCCGGAACAUGCUCGUGGCGUACAUCACCACACCGGCCAACUUGUUCCACGUUCUGAGGAGGCAGGUGCAUCGCACUUUCGCCAAGCCCCUCAUAUUGAUGUCAGCAAAAUAUUUGCUUCAUCACAGGCCCUGCCGGUCCCCUUUGGCCCACUUGGCAUCGGGAACGAGAUUCCAGCGUGUGAUCCAGGAGGGCGGCAGCGGCGACAACAUGGCGGCAGAGGCCGCAGAUGCCAAUGCCACCUGCAAGAGGUUAAUCUUCUGCAGCGGCAAGGUGUUUUACGAACUGCACCAUGCCCGAUGUGUGCGAGGGUUGGCAGGUGUAGUAGCACUGCAGCGACUGGAGCAAGUUGCGCCCUUUCCAGCUAUGUCGGUAGCAGUUGUGGCUGCGCAGCAUCCGAACGCCGAGAUCGUUUGGGUCCAGGAGGAGCCGGUAAACAUGGGCCCCUGGUCCUACGUCGCCCCUCGCUUCGCCACGGCCCUCCGAGAGUUGAGUCCGGAGGAUCAGCGUCAGGAGCGCCCUCUACGGUGCAUCGCCCGGCCGGCAGCUGCCAGCCCAGCGACUCCCCUUUUCAAAGUUCACCGGCAAGAGGUCCGGAAGCUCUUGGACCAAGCGCUCAGCUUCGAUGUCUACAGUUGCUCAGUGGGCUGCCGCGACGCCGCGCUGGCGUGCGCAGCCUCCGAGAAGGUGUACCUUUUCGAUGUGGGCCAGGGCAAGCAAAAGCAGGUCUUCAAGGACAGCCACACAGAUGUCGUGAACCACGUACGCUUCCACCCGGCAGAGAGCCAGAAACUUUUGACGGGUGCGGAGGAUAACCUAGUCGUCGUGCUGGACACAUCAAAGACGCGCGAGGAUGAAGCCAUGCUUGGGGUCAUCCCAAACGAAGAUUGCGUCCGGUCUUUCACAAUGAUCGGCCCCGAUCGUAACACGCUGUGCUGCUGCUCAACUGUGGAGGACGUGCGAAUCUGGGGUUUGGGCGACGACAACUUCGGGAGUCUCCGCGCCCAGUUCAUCGGGCUCAGGAGUCACCAGCUGCUCAUGCGCGGCGGAGGCGACGAUGAGGAUUUCGGCUUCGGCUAUGUUGUCGAGACUUUCUACGACGAGCCGUCAUCACAAGCCUUCCUCCUGGCAGGAGCGGGAAACGCUGGUGAUUUGCUCCUCUUCCGUGUCACGCUGGCGGAGGCCGCACCGGCGGCCGUGUUCACUGUUCCAGCGGGCAGUGGCAUGCGAGGCCACGAAGGCAUCGUGCGCUCUGCGAUAUGCCUGCCGGGUGGUCGUGUCAUCACUGCCGGGGAGGACGGUCGCAUCUGUGUUUGGAGCGAAUCCCCGGCCGGUGUGGGAGCAGGGGCUUCGGCACAGUUCCAACUCGAGCCCACAGCCUAUGGCGCCGUGCGCCGCGGGGGACAGCGAGAUGCUCCGUAUUGA
Symbiodinium sp. CCMP2592 is the source of this 3843-nucleotide messenger RNA. Lineage: Eukaryota; Dinophyceae; Suessiales; Symbiodiniaceae. The record is from the annotation of a GenBank genome assembly.